Molecule: messenger RNA, 339 nt
Organism: Meyerozyma guilliermondii ATCC 6260
Lineage: Eukaryota; Fungi; Ascomycota; Pichiomycetes; Serinales; Debaryomycetaceae
Exons: 1
Coding region: 1-339 (112 amino acids)
Source: RefSeq, a predicted model, not a curated record
AUGGCUCCACCGAAGAAAACCAUGGACGAGGUGGACUUGCCCACCAACCCGUACCUCCCUGCGUGGAUCCUUACCCCCAAGGAAGAGAAGGCAAUUUUUGAAAAAUGGAGAAAGAAGGCUUUUGCAAAGUGCGACGAUUUGAUCCGUGCUUAUAUAGACUGCUCGAAUAGCUAUCAAAGUCCGUUUGAAGCGAUGUCCAAAUGUGAAAAGGCCAACCAGGCGUCCAUGGGAUGUGUUGAAAAGUACCAGCAAAAGAAGUAUUUGGAUAUUGAACGAGAUAUUUUGAUCAAGGAAAAGAUGGAACGCCAGCGUCAGUGGAAAGAAAGCCAGGCAAACUAG